CCUCCGCCGAGGAGUGAUGCCAAUAUAUUGGAGCGAGCCAAUAUAGUGAAACAUAACCACUUUCCAGAAGUUCUCUGUGUUUUUAGAGCGAUGACAAAUUGGCCCACGUGACUUAUCCUAGUGUGAAAGAGAAGAUAAACAACAUUCUCGGCUCAGAAAUGUUCCUAUCAGAACAAUACGGCGACAAUGUUAACAACACUUCAAACAAUGGCGGAGCUAAAUAUUCAGGAAAAGCUGGUAAAUCUUUUAAAUCAAGGUAAUAUUCAGCUCAGGAAUCCACCUUACACAACAGAGGACAGCGAGGCAGGACAGCAAUCUCUUCAGGAGCUUGCAGUGAACUAUGCCCCCAUUGUGUGCAUCUCUGUGUCUGAAGUGGCCAGUGCCUUGGAGAGCCUCCGAUCCCAGGCAGUAAAGAGUGGAAUGGGGAACAAGACCUACGGAGAGACAUGUGUGGAACUCUUUCUGCCUAAAGACUUGAAAAAGUAUACCAAGAAGAAUAACUAUUUGGAGACAAAACUGGAUGUCCUUGCUCAAGAUAUCAUGGAUAGGAUUACUGAACAAUAUGGACUUAAAUACAUCCAGUUAAUUUUUAAAGGGAAGACACUGACUCCUGAGAAGCGUCUGGAUGAACAGAAUGUGAAGAACAAAAGUAAGAUGAUGGUUCUGCGGGUGAGCGUGCCAGAGAGCAAGAAACAGAUGUUGGAGGUGGAGGAGGAGAAGAAAACGCAUGACCAGAGUGUCCAGAGAACCCAGAGGGGCUUCCAGAUCCUAUCAGAGAGAGAUGGCACCGAUGAUCCAGCCACGACUCCAUUCCUAGAGAUUGCUGAUCAGAAGGGGAACCCCCUGAAAAUACCUCACAGUAAAAAAAAGGCUCUGAUUUUAGCCAUGGGGUUCCAUGAGAAAGGCCGUGCUCUGAUGAAGAGGAAACAGUAUGAAACUGCUCUGGGCCACCUGGUGCAAGCUGACGACCAGUUUGUUAAGUGUGGCUCCAAGCUCUUGAACACAGUGGACAACUAUGCAGUACUGCAGCUGGACAUCGUGUGGUGCUACCGAGCCUUGGAGGCCCUGUCCUAUCUGGAUGAUGGCAAGCGGAGGCUGCAGAUUGCCGAGGACUGCUUCCACAAUUGCUACGGAGACCAGCAUCAGAGGCUCAUGAAGAUCAAGGGAAACACCAGAGGAGAGGAGGUGCUGUUCCUCAGGCUGUACCUCCUGCAGAGCAUACUGGCGCACAUGGUUGGUAACGAGCGCCAGGCCACACAGAAGCUUAAGCAGGCUGAGGAUCUCUAUGAGCGUCUGUGUGUGGACCCAGGGGAGAUAAAAGUGCUGAAGGAUCUGGGGUUCUCUGAACAGGAAGCCCGUCUGGGUCUGAGGGCCUGCCAUGGCAACGUAGGCGAGGCCACGCUGCACAUCACCCAUAGGAGACAGGAGAGGGAGGAGAUGAAACAGAAGGAGAGUGAGAAGAGGAGGAUGUGUGUGGAGGGACUGGCUACCCUCAGAGCGCUGGGUUACUCCAAGAAAGAUGCUGCCUGGGCCCUCCUUCAGACAGACGGAGACAUGGACGGAGCCUACAGGAUGCUUCUAGAUUCUGCUGCUAGAACCAACAACGCAGAGCUCCCCAUAAGUCAAUCAAAGGUUGAGCAGCUGACAUACCCAGGUUUUGACAACCAGGUGGUCCUGCCCCCAGAACUGCUGUCCCCCUCUCCCGCCUCCUCACUGUCCGAGGAGCCCAGCACCACCUACGAGUCCGCAGGUUCUGGGAACCAAGGGGAGGCCCCUAUGGACGUCGACCUGGUGAAUGAGGUGCUGGAGGACAUCCCUAUACACGAAGAGGACUACCUGGACCUGACCCUGGAGGAGGAGAGCGAGGUCAUAGACAAGAUGAAGUCCUACCUCUACAAGAACUGUGCCUCCUCCAGCUAAAGUACUGUCCAGCCAGCAGCCAUUUUGAAAGCACUUCCACCACCACCUAUUCCAAGGGUGUUUGAUUUGAGUCUUUUUAGGCCCCAAAUUAGGUUUGUUUUUCUCUCCUCCACAAGCAAUAUAUUGAAAAUUGUAUCUUCUGUUUUUGUACUAAAGUGUUAUUAAUUGAGUUUAAUAACACAAACGUUUGAAGCUGGUUGACUAAUUUGUAAGGAAAUAAACUGACAUGGAUUAAAGACAAGAGAAUUUAACAAAUUAAGAUUUAGUAGAUAAACAUUGUUAUUGCUCUAUGCUUAAUAGCUACAGAGGACAAAUUUGAUUAUUUGAAGGUUCAUGUUUGAGAUUUCAACACAGAAUUUAGAAUGUGAGGCCUUGGGGCCUAUAAUUGUAUGGUAAAGGGAUUUUUGGUUGCUUGUGUAAAAGAUUGUUCUACUUUUGUAUAUGCUCUGGUUUAUGUUUGAGAUCCCUUUUUAAUGGAAUUUGAUUAAGUUUUAAUAUUUUUUAUAUUUAAAAAUAUAUAUAUUUUAUGGAGUUUGAUGACUGUACUUAGUUUUUAAUAGGCUAAAUUACACAUUCUGUUAACAUAUCUCCAGUGAGCUUUUCUUGCAAUUUAUAGUCUGACAUUUUGUGAUUUAAAUUAUCAUAUCUAUCACUAAGUAGUGUGGCGGUAGGGAACUAUUUUUUUUUACAAAGUCACUUUACUUAAGUAAACUACGCUGAACCAAAAUAUAAAACGCAACAUGUAAAAUGUUGUUCCCAUGUUUCAUGAGCUGAAAUAAAAAAAAUCCCAAAAAUGUUCAAA
Oncorhynchus mykiss (rainbow trout) is the source of this 2722-nucleotide messenger RNA. It is a transcript of the gene nub1, whose product is annotated as negative regulator of ubiquitin-like proteins 1. Gene Ontology annotation, molecular function: protein binding. Gene Ontology annotation, biological process: regulation of ubiquitin-dependent protein catabolic process. The record is from RefSeq and is a predicted model, not a curated record. NCBI's taxonomy places the organism in Eukaryota, Metazoa, Chordata, Actinopteri, Salmoniformes, Salmonidae.